AAGAGAGAGAGACGCAUCGGAGCGUAGAGUCUUGAUCGUUCGUCAAGCGUGAUCGGUAUGUCGUGGAUCUACGAAGAAGGUUUUUAUUUUGUUGAUAAGCAUAUGCUCAUGCACUCGGCACCCCAAAGAGCACGGAGGUCUCUGAUAUUCGUGUCUUCGAACGAUUCGGGAACAAAUUUUCCAGCGUCGUAGACGAAACCGCUCUGCAUCAGGGUAACGUAAAAGCUAUCAAUUAGCCUUGAAAAUACACACAACCUCAGCUCCCCCCCAGUCAAGGUGUUGCUGGCAAAGCAUCCGUCGCAUCCUUCCCGUAAGUGGCACGAGUUUUCGAUAUCUCUCAGAAGAACUUCUAGGAUUGCCGUUUAAUCUUUUGUGCGUUCUGAUAAACUCUGAAACUACUUAGUCCGUGAGCUCGGAGAGUUGUAGAAGCAUUGGUUUCAACACUCCAAGAAACAAAAGCUAGGGAAAAAUGGGCGUUCUGUCGCAGGCGGUACUACAUCACUUCACGCACUUUAACGAGGCCGAAGUCGGUGACGCGACGCAUGGAACCGCGGAUCAUGUCGAUUUGACACAGGAUGCGGGACUGACUGAGGAGGAAGCUCCGGUCGAUAUCGGUGGUAAAAUUGACACCAGGAUGACGUUGGUGUGAUUUUGAUUUUGUUCAAUAUGUGUUUCGUUUUCGGAAAUCUCUACUGCAGGACAAAAGAUUGGGCUUUUAAGACCCAUCUUGGGCACAGAUAGGGUAGACACUUGCAUUCUUAGAUUGGACUUUCAUAUUUCAUGGUGAUGUCUUUAUUGUAACUCGCUAGAAAUCUUGGUCCAGGUGAGCAGGAUGUUAGUGACGCUGCGCAGGCCUUUGCUGCCAUAAAGCCCGGAAAAGAGGUCAGCGUCGACUUCAGUAAGCCAGAUUUGAACACUGCUCAGAAAAUGGAAGCCGUCUUUGGAAAGGAGCCGGAAGUCGACAAAAGCAAGCUAGAUAUGGAGGUAAGAGAAGGGACGGACAUUUCUUGGACUAGACCAGAUAGAGAGUGAAUUAAAGCAAAAAAAUGAAAGUGAUGGUUUUUUCCAUUCAAUCUACCCUUAUUUGAAAAUACCAUACCUCCCUGAUCUUUUUGGAGGAAUAUCAGCAAAAAAACUCCUCUUGUCCUUCUCAGAGUAUGGCGAAACUGCGAGUUGCGGCAUUUGAGGCAGAGGAUGCGGACGCCGCGCGCACGUGGGCAGCAAAUUUAGCGGAUCUCAAGAAGCAAUGCUUUGCGGACAAUACGGUCAAGCCGUGUCAAGUGCUGGCGACCGAAUCGAUGUACAUGGCCGCAAAAUACUAUCAAAUGUGGGACGAAUCUAUGAGCAUGUGGGAUCAAAGCAAUGGAGGUAAUAUCACAAGGAUGUCAGCUCAUGAGUCAAGUAUUUGUUUUCUUGGCUGUUACUUGGAGAUGAGAAAUUUAGUUUUCGAUGAGAGGGAAAAAUAAUGCAGAAAUAUCGUGAUUUUCCAAAAUUUCUCCUAAAAUCAUAGCUGAUUUUCAAGACGCGGGAGGCGUUGGUUCCAUGGAUCAUACUGCGGGCGCGGAGGAUGGUAGUCAACUCGCGGCGACCGCCGCAGAUGCAUCGGCUGACGCGGCAACGGAAGCGACAGGAGCAACUACGGACGCAGCUGCAGAGGAUGCUACAGCCUCCGCUGCUUCUGACGUCAAUACAGAAGCUCUGACUGUCGCCGAGGCUGGUAUGGGCUUUGGAGGAAUCUGGGCAGCUAUCGUGGGCGCUUUUCUUCCGCGAAAGACUGCGCCUGCUGCAGCAGGGCAGCGGAAACCAGCAAAUAGUUUUCUUUAGAUAUUUAUAGCUAGUAGCAAGGAAUAGAGACAGAGAGAUAAAAUGAGAGCAGUAUUUUUUUUGGAAAUGAUCUACACGCUUGAACUAGCAGAACUGUUGAAAUAGAACACAGCGAAUUGCAGCAGCGCUCGGAUGAAAAAUUCAUGUGUCCAACCCAUGCUGUAGCUUCAAGGCGUAGUUUUUGUACAGUAGCGUUACCAAGCAUCGAAACUAAUCUGACUAGCAACAUCUAAAGAAUCCCGAGCACGAGGUAAAUACUGCAGGUACAGCAUAGGCUCUAUGUUAAUCAUGAGUACUCUUUGGCAGCCGGUUGAACGUUUUUGUGGACCUGAGCUGGAUUUUGUUUGCGUUAUUUCGAAGAAAUCAAAUGUUGUCCCUAAUUGAUUCCUGUCCGCAAAUAUAUAUUGUGAACUUUUUUUUUGACUGCGGAGAAGUAGACUGCUUCUUGACGAGGUCGAGCAGUGCACGCCCGACAACGAUGACGUGUAAAUCCACGAUAUUUUGGAACAAGUAUCGUUCUUGCCAUCCUCUUUUAAGUUCUUUUCGGAAGCACAAAUUUUGAUCGAAAAUUUAGCGAAAAGGAAGGAAAUGAUAGAGAAUAUGUUAGUCGGCAGCCGUUUCAAACUUGAUUUCUUGAAAAAUUCUUCUAAGUAGAACCAGUGGAUCGUACCGGUAACGCCUGAUUAUGAUGCUUAAAUACCGUGCACAAAUCUAAAGAAGAAUCUAAAUCUGUUGAAAUGAGAAGCUAAGCUGGGAAAAAACAACAACCAAAAUAGAGGUCCGAGAAUUCGACUCAUGGUUGAUCGAGAU
Amoebophrya sp. A25 is the source of this 2634-nucleotide messenger RNA. The record is from the annotation of a GenBank genome assembly. Lineage: Eukaryota; Dinophyceae; Syndiniales; Amoebophryaceae.